Molecule: messenger RNA, 1344 nt
Organism: Dovyalis caffra
Lineage: Eukaryota; Viridiplantae; Streptophyta; Magnoliopsida; Malpighiales; Salicaceae
Source: the annotation of a GenBank genome assembly
AUGGAUUUAGAUUAUAACGGAGGCAACAGCACCAACACAAACAAGCGAGUUUUCAAUCGAUUAGGAGGCGGUCAAUCGGCUAACGAUACGUCGAAUCAAUACCGUCACCAGCCGAAUCAGAAGGUCUGUUACCAUUGGAGAGCUGGAAGGUGCAAUAGAUUCCCAUGUCCGUUUCUCCACCGUGAACUUCCAGCACCGCCAACGCAUGCAGUCGUGAACGGAGGAGGAGGAGGAGCGAAAAGAGGUUUUGCUGGGAAUGAUUCGUCGUCGUUUUCUGGGAGAAGGGGUAAUAAUAGUAAUUAUAGUAAUAGUUGGGGCCGAUUUGGGAAUAAGGGUGAUGUGAGAGGGGCAAAAGCGGGAAGUGUGGUGAAAGUGUGUAAUCAUUGGGUACAAGGGAAUUGUAGUUUUGGUGACAAGUGUAGGUAUUUGCAUUCGUGGAGUUUAGGUGAUGGGAUUUCUUUGUUGACUCAACUUGAAGGGCAUCAAAAGGUGAUUAGUGGGAUUGCAUUGCCAUCUGGGUCUGAUAAGCUUUAUACAGGGAGUAAAGAUGAGACUGUUAGAGUUUGGGAUUGCCAGUCUGGACAGUGUAUGGGUGUGAUAAAUCUUGGUGGUGAGGUUGGUUGCAUGAUUAGUGAAGGUCCUUGGAUUUUUGUUGGUACUCCAAAUGUGGUCAAGGCAUGGAAUACACAAACUAACACUGACCUGAGUCUUACUGGACCUGUGGGACAAGUUUAUGCUUUGGUCGUGGGUAAUGAUUUGUUAUUUGCUGGUACACAGGAUGGGUCAAUAUUGGUAUGGAAAUUCAAUGCAGCUACCAACAACUUUGAACCAGCUGUGUCAUUAAAGGAUCACAAAAUGGCAGUUGUUUCAUUAGUUGUUGGAGCUAAUAGACUCUACUCUGGUUCUAUGGAUCAUUCUAUAAAAGUCUGGAGCCUUGAAACUUUGCAAUGUAUACAAACACUGAGAGAUCAUACUUCAGUGGUCAUGUCGCUACUUUGCUGGGAGCAGUUUCUUUUAUCAUGUUCAUUGGAUCAAACAAUAAAGGUGUGGGCUGCUACAGAAAGUGGAAAAUUAGAAGUCACAUACAGUCACAGUGAAGAACAUGGUCUGCUUACUCUUUGUGGGAUGCAUGAUUUGGAAGGCAAGCCAAUCUUGCUAUGCUCUAGCAACGACUCAACAGUCCGCCUCUUUGAUUUGCCAUCGUUUUCAGAGAAGGGCAAAAUUUUUGCCAAACAAGAGAUCCGUGCCAUUCAAACAGGUCCUGGGGGCCUAUUUUUCACUGGCGAUGGCACUGGUCAAGUGAGAGUGUGGAAUUCUGUUGCUGUACCAACUGCCACAACUUGA